Nycticebus coucang (slow loris) is the source of this 436-nucleotide messenger RNA. RefSeq names its product hemoglobin subunit theta 1 (gene HBQ1). The coding region runs from base 1 to 429 and encodes 142 amino acids. Gene Ontology annotation, biological process: oxygen transport; hydrogen peroxide catabolic process. Gene Ontology annotation, cellular component: hemoglobin complex; haptoglobin-hemoglobin complex; blood microparticle. The record is from RefSeq and is a predicted model, not a curated record. Lineage: Eukaryota; Metazoa; Chordata; Mammalia; Primates; Lorisidae. The transcript has 3 exons. Gene Ontology annotation, molecular function: oxygen carrier activity; haptoglobin binding; iron ion binding.
AUGGAAUUGUCGGCGGCCGACCGGGCGCUACUGCGCGCCCUCUGGAAGAAGUUGGGCAGCAACGUCGGCGUCUACGCGACCGAGGCUCUGGAGAGGAUGUUCCUGUCCUUUCCCUUCACCAAGACCUACUUCCCCCUCCUGGACCUGAGCCCUGGCUCUGCCCAGGUCAAAGCUCACGGCCAGAAGGUGGCCGAUGCGCUGACUCUCGCAGUUGACCACCUUGACGACUUGUCCAACGCCUUCUCGGCUCUGAGCGACUUGCACACGUGUAAGCUGAGAGUGGACCCGGCCAACUUCAAGCUCCUGGGCCACUGUCUGUUGGUGACCCUCGCCCGGCACUACCCCGGAGACUUCAGCCCCGCCCUGCAGGCAUCGCUGGACAAGUUUCUGAGCCAUGUGAUCUGGGCACUGACCUCCAAGUAUCGCUAAACUAGGG